UCAGAGUCGCUUAUUUCGAAAUUGGUUCUCGAGACCACGAGACUGUGAAUCAUUUCGUGUGAGUGUUGGAUUUACAAUAUAAGACCACGCCUCUAGUGUACAUACAGGGAAAUCAGACGGACAGUACAUACAGGGAUAUCAAGGGGACACGACUGUUUCCCUAAAGCUGCCGUCUCUGUCGGUGUGACGUCAUAGUAACAACCGGAUACUGGUUAAGCGACAAGACAGCUUUCAUUUUCCCGAGAAGCAGACGACACUUCAGUUCAAUUCAACAUGGUGGCAGGAUGUGGCGCAAACCUCGCCAAAGUGGCGUUAGUAGUCGUGAAUGUAAUAUUUCUGUUGCUUGGUUUAGCUAUUGCAGUAGCAGGACUUUACUUCAAAUUCGGAGAAGAUAUCCUUCAGGAUGACAUUAAAAAUGCAUUGGAUGAAAUUAAUCUGGACGUCGUUGGCGGAGUGGACGUUUACACACUGCUCGAUCAGAUGUCGAACAUCUUCAUUGCUGUCGGCUUCAUCAUCUUCGCCAUUGGGUUUUUCGGAUGUUGUGGAGCGUGUUGUCAAUGGCGAUGGAUGCUUGUGAUAUACGCCAUCGUCGUCAUCCUGUUGAUGAUCGUACAGAUAGCCGGGAUAGCACUGUUUGCCUCCUUCAAGGGCGAGAUAAACAGCUCUUUCUCCAAGGAGGCUACUAAACUUCUGACAGACAAGUAUGACCGCGCCAGCGCAGAUGAAGACAAAAAAAAGAUUACCGAAGGCUUCAACCAGUUGUUCAAAACGUUUCAGUGUUGCGGGAUCCACAACUACACAGACAUUUCAUCAUCUACCACCAACUUACCACCUGAGUGUUGCCCCACAACUGUAACUACAUCGACUGUCUGUCCGACUAACGAUGCGAACGACGGCUGCUUCACCAAGUUGGAUGACUUGUUUUCCAAGUACCAAACCAUCUUCAUUGCAGUUGGCGUAUGCAUCAUCGUAUUCCAGCUGCUGUGUGUCAUCUUCAGCUUCUGUUUGUGCACAGCCAUCAGCCGUGAAGGUGCUGUGUAAAGAUGAUGGACAGCCAUAGACAUAUCAAACCAGAGUUUAUAUAGAUAUGAAUGCCACGGCCAGCAUUAAUAUGGAGUGAGUGACAAAUGUCAUUGCUAGCAUGCAAUCAAUCUUAUAUUUUAUCUAUCGGAGUGGAAGGCAAGAACAACUAAGGUUCUAAAUUAAGUUUCUUUUUAAUUCAUAUACAAAUCCGAAACAAAAAUUCCACAAUCAUUGUGUGAAAUGCCAUUACCAGAUUUAUUUCUAUUUUGUCCUCUUCAUUAUAUAAACGGUAAGUAGGGUAUUUUACAGUCAAACUUCAUUAUCUCAAAAUCCGAUUACUCGAAGACGCUGACUAACGCGAAGAAAAAAUUCAGUUCUGUGAAAACUCUUUCUACGUGUCAAUGUACACUGUACCUCGAAUAUAGGGGACAUGAUUUUCAUGACCUCAGACUUUGAGGUAGUGAUGUUCGACUGCAGUCAUUUGUGGAACUUGAAAUCGUUUCUGGAAAUCAUGUUGACAGACUUUUAAUGAACAAUUCUUUGUACAUCGUUUAUAUGUGUAUUUCGUUCGUCAAGACACGUUCUGUUCGUCCGUCAUCUUGUUAAGUUUCCAUCUCGACUCUGAUUUAUCGUGUUAAGCUUCAUCUCGACUCUGAUUUAUCGUGUUAAGUUUCAUCUCGACUCUGAUUUAUCGUGUUAAGCUUCAUCUCGACUCUGAUUUAUCGUGUUAAGUUUCAUCUCGACUCUGAUUUAUCGUUUUAAGUUUCAUCUCGACUCAGAUUUAUCGUGUUAAGCUUCAUCUCGACUCUGAUUUAUCGUGUUAAGUUUCAUCUCGACUCUGAUUUAUCGUGUAAAGUUUCAUCUCGACUCUGAUUUAUCGUGUUAAGUUUCAUCUCGACUCUGAUUUAUCGUGUUAAGCUUCAUCUCGACUCUGAUUUAUCGUGUUAAGCUUCAUCUCGACUCUGAUUUAUCGUGUUAAGCUUCAUCUCGACUCUGAUUUAUCGUGUUAAGUUUCAUCUCGACUCUGAUUUACCGUUUUAAGCUUCAUCUCGACUCUGAUUUAUCGUGUUAAGCUUCAUCUCGACUCUGAUUUAUCGUGGUAAGUUUCAUCUCGACUCUGAUUUAUUGUGCGAUAAACGUCAUAAUUAACUUGUUGUUUGCUCUGUACCUAUCACCUGAGAAACUGAUAUAUCAUCACCGUUGUACUAACUGUGCAUUUCCAAUCUAUAUUUUUUUUAUGUUUACUCUUGGGAGUCAUCUAGCACAACCUUUGACGUAAGACAAUGGGGUACCAUUGUUUACAGAAGUACGAUUUCGUGUCAUUCCUUAACACUACCAGUGGGAUUUAAGGUAAUGUCUCGAAUGUGCCAUCUAUUUUACCAAUUCAGAAAUCGAAAUUAAAACUUUUGAUAACGUGCCGGAUCAUAGAAUUCAUCCGUAUCUGUAUCACGUGGGUAGUAGGGUAUUAAAACAUAUAUGACUAACAUUUUAACUCCAGGUUAAGUGACGAUGAUAUGUUUAAACCCUAAUGCCGUUACCAUAGAUGAUGAUUUGUAGGCUAGAUGACUACCUUGUAUUCUCACAAUGUAUGUACAGUCGAACCUGUCUAUGGAGGUCACUACAGUUAUAUAUGGCCGUUAUAUACAGCUGGCCUUUACAGACAGGUCUGGUUUGUAAAAUAUAAAAAGUUGUGUGAUAUAACAGAAAGCCCGUACAGUCUAUAUAUAUAUCAUACACAUGUAGUUACGUAUUUGUUUGAUAUAUUUUCUGUAAAAUUCUAGGAAUAUCAGGUUGAUAUAAUAGAAUGUAUUAUAAUAUAUGUAUCAGGGUUCAGAUGCUGACAACAACUGUAUUAUUUAACACAAGAUGCCUUCAUAUAACCAAAUAAGGAUUUGCAUGUUGCCUUAUUGUUUUCAAGAAAUAACCGAAAUUACUGUUUGAAAACCAGUGGGAUUCCAUUUGGAAGGGAGAAUCGUCGAAUAUAUAUUCCAUUUAUAGGAAAUGGACAUUAUUAUACAGACAAUAAUAAGUUUAUAUGUAUCAUAUGUAGAAGAAAGUAUUUUAUCGUUACAAGGAAGAUGUAAGGUUGAAUUCAUUACAGGGUUUAUUACACUUGCAUGUUCAACACUCCAACAUAUUUUUAUAAAUAUUUUAUAUUAAGUGUGUCAAAUUCAAAAAACUGUUCAAAUUAUCUGUAUGAUUAAAUUGUGAUUCUUUAUUGAAAAAAUGUGUGAAUUAGUAGAUGCUAAUCCUACUGUAUAUGUUUACAAGGUAGCAUAUAUGUUGAGACGGAUGCUGAACGUGUACGGAUCAUUUUAUCGAGUAAGCUUCCUAUAGGAUAAUCACAGUAUUGUUUGGAAAAACACAAUCAUUCGAUUUUCUACGAAAUCCAGAAUAUGACAUUGUUUUGUUUGUGUAAGCGCUGUUGUAUUAGAAACAUGCUAAAUUGUCUUAUUAAAAUAUCAUUGUGACAAAAA
Molecule: messenger RNA, 3500 nt
Organism: Pecten maximus
Lineage: Eukaryota; Metazoa; Mollusca; Bivalvia; Pectinida; Pectinidae
Product: tetraspanin-8-like
Exons: 8
Coding region: 274-1041 (255 amino acids)
Cellular component (GO): membrane
Source: RefSeq, a predicted model, not a curated record